This is a messenger RNA of Emiliania huxleyi CCMP1516, 1515 nucleotides long. RefSeq lists its product as hypothetical. The transcript is spliced from 4 exons. The record is from RefSeq and is a predicted model, not a curated record. Lineage: Eukaryota; Haptophyta; Isochrysidales; Noelaerhabdaceae. Bases 1 to 1515 code for a protein of 504 amino acids. Gene Ontology annotation, cellular component: membrane.
AUGCUAGCCCGCCUCCUGGCCGCCGACGGCCGCCUCCGCCUCCACCUCGCACAGAGCUCCAUCGCGUACGAUACGUACGACCCCCUCUCCUACGACGGAACCGUACCGCCGCCGGAGGGAGAGGUGGCGCUCAACGACGUCUCCAAGAUCGUGGGCGACGCCUUCUACUCGACACUGCACGGAAAUGACCAUCCUGGCCACAUCCCCUUCUCGCGUGUUGCCGCGGAGCGCGUGGCCUCGGGCCUGGGAGACGUGCUCGGUGCGGUGGGAAGCGAGGCGGGGGACGUCGGCUUCGGCGUGAGCAGCGGGCUCACGUCGGGCGGGUACAUGUCUGACGAGGAGCGCGAGAGGGAUAAGGAGGCGCUCGCCGAGGUGUGGCAAGAGGCGGGGGACGCGGUGGCUGGGCUGAUGCCCGAGCUGCUACCCAAUGCCGUGACUAAGCUCGAGGCAGGCACGUUGCGCGGUUCCGAGCAGCUGCGUUUCCUCUGCGAGACGCACCUGAUGAAGGAGGGACUCGUCUCGCUCACUGACGCCGCCGCCAACUCUGCCGCCGCCAUCCGGCGCCUCUUCGUCGGCGGCAGCGGCGCAUCGACCCUCAUUGCGGUGCCGCUAUCCCCGCGGUACAAGACGACACGCACCCGUGUGGCGAUGGUGCAAGAGUACCUCGACGCGGCUGCGGUGGCGGCAGCAGAGGAGUGUUUGGACUCGACGCAGUACUCGGUGCUGGUCGGUGGCGAUGCGCGUCUGCGCAUCGACACUCAGCAGGCGACGCAGCAGGACUUUCACCGCGUCGACCUCGUGUCAAUGCCUUUGGCGAUGGUCGCGCUCUUCUUCUUCCUAGCGUCGCAAGCGCACACUGGCCGCGCGCGCGAUUUGCCACGCGUCUUCUCCGCUUCGCUCCGCUUGCUGCUCGUGCCCCUGAUCUGCAUCCCUGUCUCCAUCAGCGUCUCCCUCGGCAUCAUUCGUCUCGCGGCGCUCGCGGGGCUGCCGAUCCAGUUCGUCGUCCCUGCGCUGGUCUGCUGCACUGUUGUCGCAAUCUCAAUCGACUACUGCCUCUUCCUGCUUGCCGCUUUCGCUGCGGCGAGGCGGCGCGGAGAGCCCACCGACACCUCCAUCUGUGUGGCGCUGCGUGACUCGGGUCACACGAUCAUCAUGUCCGGCGUCGUCCUCGCUGCUGCGUUUCUCGCGACGGCGCUCUUUCCGCUCGAUUGGAUGCUCUCGAACGGGCUAUGCUCGUGCGCGUCCGUCCUGACCACGCUGCUCGUCAACAUGAACGUCAACGCGGAUGAGGCUGCUGCUGCCACCGCCAUCGACGAGAGGGGUGUCGCCGCCACCCUCACCACCGCUGGGGGGCUCUGGAGCCAACAAGCCAAUGCGCAGAAACGACAGCUGGGCCGACUGGAUGCGCGCAUGGGGCCCCCAGCCGGGGCCGGCAGCGCCGCCACCCAGAUUCGACCCAUUCACCGGACGCCCCCUCGUGGAGGGGCAAGUGAGGCCGAAGCCGUCCGCUCCUAA